Carassius gibelio (silver crucian carp) is the source of this 3433-nucleotide messenger RNA. Its product is annotated as acyl-coenzyme A thioesterase MBLAC2. Lineage: Eukaryota; Metazoa; Chordata; Actinopteri; Cypriniformes; Cyprinidae. The transcript has 2 exons. The coding region runs from base 180 to 1007 and encodes 275 amino acids. The record is from RefSeq and is a predicted model, not a curated record.
UCGCCUCUCCAGCACGUCAUGUCGUUACGCUCGAUGACGCGCUGCGUUUGCGGAACAGGGUGUCAGCGUGACAGCGUCCUUUCUGCAGUUGUAUCAGCUAGGAUUUGAAACCAAAAUUAUAGGUUAACAGCCAUACUAUUAACCUUGCAUGCAAUAAUAACCUCUUGAAUGUAUUGGAGAUGUCUGCGACUGACUGGUACGCGCAUAAGUCGCUGGAAAAUGGCGUUUUUUGGAUCCAGGAGCGGUUUUAUGAAUCGGGGAACAGGGCGAAUAUCUGGCUCAUACGUGGGUCACAUCAGGACGUGGUCAUAGACACUGGACUGGGUUUACGGAGUCUGCCUGACUACAUCAAUAGUAAAGGGCUGCUUGGGGACGAUUCGAAGCGCAAGAACCCUCUGUUAGCCAUUGGCACGCAUGUGCAUUUUGAUCAUUCGGGUGGGCUGCAUCAGUUUCAACAGGUGGGCGUGCACAAGGCGGAGGUGGAUGCUCUGGCUAACGGUGACAACUUCGAGACCGUGACAUGGUUAUCUGACCGCGAGAUCGUGGAGGAUCCAGCGCCUGGAUGGAGAGCAAGACAGUACAGGGUGAAGGCUGUUACACCAACACAUAUAUUACAAGAAGGCGAUGUUAUCAACCUUGGGGACCGGCAGCUUACUGUUCUCCACAUGCCGGGCCAUUCCAGAGGCAGCAUUUGUCUCCAUGACAAGGAGAACAAAAUCCUGUUCAGUGGAGACGUGGUCUAUGAUGGUUCCAUGAUUGAUUGGCUACCCUACAGCCGGAUCAGCGACUACACCCGUAGCUGCGAAAGGCUGGUUGAGAUGGUCGAUAAAGAGGAGAUUGACCAGGUCAUGCCCGGCCAUUAUAACACUUUUGGGAGCAAGCGGCUACACCGGUUAGCCUCCAACUACAUCGCUAGUGCCGGCACCUGCCAUAGAGCCUCCACCUGUGUGGUGAAGUCCAUUGCCAGCCUGGCGCUUCGAGCCUCCAACUCAAGAAGUGCCUGCUAGUAGUUAUGAUAAAGAUUACUAUGCAACAACGUAUGUCAUUGCAGACCUCAAUAUGGAGCACACUGAAAACACUCAGCAAUACAGUGUGCUAAUGAUUAAGAGAUUGAUAGUAUUAUUUGUGUUGAUCACAGUUCAAAAUAAUGUCAAAAAUAUGCUGCAUAAUAUCCAUCAAAUCAUCAAGAAGAAUAGUACGUUGUCAUAUUUUGAAGGUGCUUUUAGUAAUUUUCAAUGCUAAUGGUAGUUACAUGUAAGACUGCUUAUAAAAACUAAAUUGUCAAGCAGCUCAAUAUAUUAAGGUUGCUUUUUUCCCCCUACCAGUUAAGUGCAAAUCCAUCACCACAGCCCAUUUCAGUGGUCAACUCAAUCACACAGUCACCUGUUGUGACAUGGUUACCACCUUAUUUUACAGCUCAAGAGGUUGUUGAAAACAGCACAAAGCUGUUUCCUGUGAAGGGGCAAGGCUUCUGAUUCAUUAACUGCUAUAGGAUAACUAGAAGAAUAACAAAGUACAGUAAACAGUAAAAAUAUUUGAGCCAUAAACCAGUGUGAUUAUGAUUUAAAAUAGUUAAAAUUAUAUUUGUUUUGCAGUAUCAAGCAGCAACACUGACUUUUUUGUGCAUCUAAAAUGAAUGAAUGUGAAGCCUUCCGCAUUCUAUACUAUUAUAGUUUUAGUAUCACAUAGAUGCUAUAAUAUAUUACUAAAUAUAAUUUAUCAUAGUUAAUAUUUGAAUUUUUAAGUGGUAUUUUAUCUUUUUUAUUAUUAUUUAUUGAUGUACUUUAAUAACCCUGCUGUUGACGGCUUUACCUAACUCGUUUGGGGAAACACUGAAAAAACUGACUGGAAUAGUGGAUUUGGAGAAGCGUAUUUGGAUGCAGCAUUAUUUUAUUUUUUUUAAUUCCAUUUGGGUAACUACUGAUGCAGAAAUUACACGAUGCACCUUUAAUAAAUAAUAUCAUUACAUAAACAUUUGGUAACUGUGAGGUUUCCAUGAAGUAAAGACUUGGUAUGUCUACAGAUAAUUAAAUAAAACAAACCACAUCAGAGACAUUGUAGCUGACAUACUGUAAUCUUCCAGUCACCACUUGAAGUAUUCAGUGAAGUAUUCAGAUCUGUUGCAGAUGAAUUAUCUUUGAAGAGACAGCGAUGUGUUAGUUAAAAUGGUAACACUUUAGAAUAAGGUUCCAUUAGUUAAUGUUAGUUAACUACUUUUGUUAACAUGAACUAAGCAAGAACAAUCCUUCUACAGCAUUUAUAAGUCUUAGUUCAUGUUAAUUUCAACAUUUACUAAUGCAUUAUUUAAAUCAAAAGUUGUGCUUGUUAACAUUAGUUAAUGCACUGUGAAUUACCAUGAACUAACAAUGAAUAACUGUAUUUUCAUUAACUAACAUUAACGAAGAUGAAUAAAUACAGUAAUAAAUGUAUUAUUCAUUGUUUGUUCAUGUUAUUUAAUACAUUAACUAACAUUAACUAAUGGAACCUUAUUCUAAAGUGUUACCGUUAAAAUGGGAGACCAGAUGAAUUAUUAGCAAACUGCUGACUUGUUCUCUAUGCCAGUAUCUGCAUGAGAUAUUGAUGUAGCACAGCAUGGACGCAGCAUCAUUCUAUUAUUCUAUAGGCUCAGUGUGAAUUGUGUUGUGUAUGUGAUCGAAGUGCAUUAUUAACAAACAAAAUCAUAAUCUUUCAACAGCAGUCGUAUUAGUCAGGAAAAAUGACUGAAAGAUGAUUUUUGUUUGGUUUAGUUCUGUAAAACUGCCUCCGUACUAGUAGUUGUCUUUGCCGUGUGCUUAUUUGCUAACUGCACAAUGACUUUGAUUUAUUUGUAUUGGUAAUUUUUAUAUCGAAGCACAUAAGUCAGUAUGGGUGACAGUAGGUAAUUUGUGGAUGGCCAAAUGCUGUUUUCCCUCUCAGUAAUACACUGACUUUGUUUAAUCUGACAUAAUUGUAAGGGAAUCCUCUUUGGUGUUCAAAUGUGAUGAAAAAAAAAAAAAAAACGUGUAUGGAAUGAAAUGAGAUGCUGUAUAAAAUAAGGUGUUGGUGGAGAUAUGAGAAUGACUAACAUCAAGUCACUUGUUUAUGUUGCCAAACUACAAAUAUGCUGCUUGACUUUUUUGAUGUCAUUUUCAUAUUGUUGACAUGUCAUUUUCAUGUCAUCAAUUGGAGAGUAAUAUGUUUAUGUGAAUGUGAUGGAGAGUGAUGCAAUAUAAAUAUAUUAUGUAUCUACAGUUGAAGUGAGCUUUUACAGUAUAUGUGCACUAUGUUUCUGCUCAGGGAUCCCUUGAAUCCAGGCUAAAUGAGCAGAGCUGUACAUGCAACACUAUAUUUAGUGCCUCUAGGAGAGUAAACAAACGAAUACCUCGCAAUGCCAUGACAACAGCUGUUGUAAUACCCAGGCACCUGUUUAACAAUAUACUCACUUUCAAUUCUG